AUGACCUAUCUGGUCAAUCGAUAUGGCAAGAACGAUUCUCUGUACCCAAAUGAUCCGAAAAAACGAGCCAUGGUGGAUCAAAAACUUUACUUCGACAUGGGAACUCUGUAUCGAUCGUUCGCUGAUUAUUACUAUCCGAUCAUAUUCAACGGCAUCACUCCAGAGCAAGUAAAAUAUGAUAAACUGCACGAAGCCUUGUCUCUCUUGAAUAAAUUCCUGGAAGGCGAAAAUUAUGUAGCGGGAAAAACUUUAACUCUCGCUGAUAUUACCUUGGUCGUCUCCGUUUCUAAUUUUCCGCUUGUGGACUAUGAUUUGAGUAAAUAUAGCAACAUUCUGAAAUGGUUUAUUAAGAUCCAAGCCGAAAUUCCUAAUUACAGUGAACUCGAAAGCGUUGGUAUGAAGGCAUUCGCAGACUUCGUCGAACACUAUAAAAAAAAGACGUAA
Messenger RNA from Trachymyrmex cornetzi, 444 nucleotides. Its product is annotated as glutathione S-transferase 1-1. Gene Ontology annotation, biological process: glutathione metabolic process. The record is from RefSeq and is a predicted model, not a curated record. Gene Ontology annotation, molecular function: glutathione transferase activity. NCBI's taxonomy places the organism in Eukaryota, Metazoa, Arthropoda, Insecta, Hymenoptera, Formicidae. The transcript is spliced from 3 exons. The coding region runs from base 1 to 444 and encodes 147 amino acids.